Messenger RNA from Columba livia (rock pigeon), 5119 nucleotides. It is a transcript of the gene GPR6, whose product is annotated as G protein-coupled receptor 6. Gene Ontology annotation, molecular function: sphingosine-1-phosphate receptor activity. The record is from RefSeq and is a predicted model, not a curated record. Gene Ontology annotation, biological process: regulation of metabolic process; adenylate cyclase-activating G protein-coupled receptor signaling pathway. Lineage: Eukaryota; Metazoa; Chordata; Aves; Columbiformes; Columbidae. Bases 2276 to 3376 code for a protein of 366 amino acids. The transcript has a single exon. Gene Ontology annotation, cellular component: plasma membrane; cytoplasm.
UGAAAAGUGUACACUGCUUUAUGAUAUUAAUAUAGAUGCUAUUAUAGAAAAGAUCUGCCAUAUACUUGUUUCCCAGAGGUAGUGGGUUCUUCAAAGAUGUGACAAAUUACCCACAAUCAGGACUUCCCACACCAUGUUUCAUUACCGAAAAGCAGAUACAUCACAUGUUUCUCUCUACACUUUUCAGAUGCCACAAAAAUGCUGCAGAUCUUAGUGUUUCCUUGUGGAGCCCAGCUGGUUCAUAUUUGUAAACGUGACUUGCUAAGUUUCAGUAGCACAAGUUUUAAUCCAUUUUGAAUUUUAUUUGGAGUAAUUUAUUCUGUCACAGCCACUUCAAGGUUGGAAUAUGCCACCUCUGUUUAGUGGCUACACUGGAGGAUUUCCUCUGGGCAAGUCCAAAAUUUUAGUUUACCCUGGAUUCUACCUUGCCUUCUUUCACUUUCCUCUGUAGCAUCCAUUUACGCACUGGGAUUCUUGUGGUCUCAGUCCUCAUCUUAAUCCAAGCUAAUGUUUACCAUACCCGACUCGUUCUCUACUUGGUGAAUGGAAUAAGAUAAUACUGUAUUUUCUGAACUAUAGUGGAGACACGUGUCCAAGUGCUCGAGCCACGUACACUUUCCAACACUUCUCAAAUUUUCUUGCAACUGGUUUUGCUGCAGCUAUAGAAGCUGUUGUAGGCAUGGGGGAACAUACAGAAGCAGGACACCACGCAGGACAAGCGGUUGUGGGCAAAAGUUGCAGUGGAGGAAAGUCCAACUAGAAAAAAGGGAAAAAAUCUUUACAGUGAGGGUGAAGCACAGGCAGAGGUUGCCCAGAGGGGCUGCACAAUCUCCUUCCUUGGAGGUGUUCAAACUUGACUGAACGAGACCCUGCGAAAAACCUUUGCACAGUUGACGCUGCCCAUGCUCUGAGCAGGCGGUGGGACCAGAGAGAUGCCCCAGACCUGACCUCCAUGGGUCCCUUCCAAACUAAGCUAUUUCGAGAUGUGUGUUCCAGAAAUCCUAGGAAGUCGUGGCUUUGGUUGUUUACAGAGACACAAAGUGUCCACAGCUUGUCUUGAUAAUAGUGUUAGCUGGCAGGACGCGGAUGGGGAUGGAUGUAAUGAAUGAUGACACUCUAAUUCCCUUUGAAUGUGCCCACCUUGUACCGUGGCACAGCCUGCGUGCCUUCUUCAUUUGGACUGUCCCAGGCAGUAAACACAUUUUCUCCUAAUGAAUUUUUCAAAAUUGUGUAUAAAUUGUCUACAUGCUGUUCCCAGAACCAAGCGGUCAUUGUAUUUCCACAUUCUUUUGAUCAGCAAGUACGGAACAAACACGCUCUCCCAGACUGGUGAGGGCAGAGAGGGCACGUUUUGGCUUGUCCCCUGAGUGCUAGGAAAGCCUGCAAACCACCUGCUGCCCACGCUUGUUCGAUGCGGGGUUUGGUAGCGAUUGGCACAAGACAGUUAUCCUUUGCUUCAUCAACUAAUGUGCUUUAGAGAGGAAAUGUAUAGGAAGUAAAUUCAUUGUGAGGUGCAAAGGGUGAGAUGAAGAGAGAGAUGGUGUUUUUUAUGCCCAGGCAACUGGGGCUCCUCUGGUUUGACCUUAUAAUUUUGGGGGACCUCAGGAAUCAGUGCAGAUGCUUUUGCUGGUAAACAGACUGUUAACCCUAGAGUAAAUAUUGUUCGGAGGAGAUAUAGGUGAAGCAGGCUUUUCCACACCAAUUCCUAGUUUUAUUUUGAAACCGUUAACAUUCGGUAGCGUAGAAGCCUCUCCGCUGGGUUCACAGCCGCCACAGCAAGCGCUGUGUGAACACGAAACUUGCCACCUUCUCCCCAGAAACGCGCUGCGGUUGCUGUUCGAGGCAGGAAAACCCAUUGCAAAGCGGGGGAAAAGCAGCAGCGGGACCGGAGCGAGGGGCGGACGAGGCUCCCCUGCGAGCAGCCGCAAGCGGCCUUCGCUCCCUCCUUCGUGCCCCCGAGCAAACCCUCCGGCUGCGGGGCCGCGCUGCGCCCCGGGCUUGCCCCGGAGCGGAGCGGGGAGCGCAGCCCGCUGCUGACCCUCUCUCCUCAGCGCCACGGAGCGCCCCGGCGCGCCCGGCCGCCGCGCCAUCAGCCCCUGUCCGCCCCGCUCCCCCCUGCCGGCCCGCCGCUGACGUCAGCGCACGGCCCGCCCCCCGGGGCAGCGAGCGGGGCGGUGGGGAGGGGCGGGGCGGGGCGCGGGGGGCGGCCGGACCGGCGGGAAACUUCUCCCGGUUCAGCACCACAGACAGGGCGGGCGCGGCGCCGCCGCCCGGCAUGCGCGCCCCGCCGCCCCGCCGCUCCGCUGCCCCUUCGUCCCGCCGUCCCUGCGUCCCGCCGCCUCGCCGCCACACCGACCCGCUUCAGCGCCUCAGCCGGGCGGCGAUGGAAACGGCGGCGGCGCUGAACGAGAGCGGAGCGGCCGCCCCCGGGCUGACGGCCGGUGGGGGCAGCGGCAACACCUCGCUGGAGCUGUCGUCGCGGCCCCCCGCACCCGCCGCCCUCAACCCCUGGGACGUGAUGCUCUGCGUCUCAGGCACCGCCAUCGCCUGCGAGAACGCCUUGGUGGUGGCCAUCAUCUGCUACUCGCCCACCCUGCGCAGCCCCAUGUUCGUGCUGGUCGGCAGCCUGGCCACGGCUGACCUCCUGGCCGGCCUCGGCCUCAUCCUCAACUUCGUUUUCCAGUACGUGAUCCACUCCGAGACGGUCAGCCUGCUGACGGUGGGCUUCCUCGUCGCCUCCUUCACCGCCUCCGUGAGUAGCUUGCUGGCCAUCACGGUCGAUCGCUACCUCUCCCUCUACAAUGCCCUCACCUACUACUCGGAGAGGACGGUGCUCUGCAUCCACACCAUGCUGGCGGGUGCUUGGGGGGUCUCCCUCUGCCUGGGGCUGCUCCCCGUCCUGGGCUGGAACUGCCUUCACGACCAUGCUGCCUGCAGCGUUGUCAGACCCUUGACCAAGAGCAACGUGACGCUGUUGUCCGCCUCUUUCUUUCUCAUUUUCCUCAUCAUGCUCCAUCUCUACAUCGAGAUCUGCAAGAUCGUUUGCAGGCAUGCCCACCAGAUAGCUCUCCAGCAGCACUUUCUGACUGCUUCCCACUAUGUCGCCACCAAAAAGGGAGUCUCUACCCUCGCUAUAAUCCUCGGGACUUUCGGAGCCAGCUGGCUGCCUUUUGCCAUCUACUGUGUAGUGGGGGAUCCUGACUACCCUUCCGUGUACACAUACGCGACGCUUCUACCUGCUACCUACAACUCCAUGAUCAACCCCAUCAUUUACGCCUACAGAAACCAUGAAAUCCAGAGGUCCAUGUGGGUGCUCUUCUGCGGCUGCUUUCAGGCUAAAGUGUCCUUUCGUUCCCGGUCCCCCAGUGACGUCUGAGUGACUUUUCUCUCUGUUGUACCCACACCAAGUGACAAUCUACUCAGUGAACUCUUACAGUGCCUGUUCUAAACUUCAAACUACGUCGCGAGGUCAUUGGAAACAUGCUUAAGUAUUAGCACUUUAUACAUGUUUGUAACUCUGACAGUUGUUCGGGAUGUGGAGUUUUGGGUUCCAUCAAAAAAAAAAAGUGGUUGUAUAUAAAUUUGCACAUCACAUUUGUAAAGUGAAGACAUUCCAAUACCGCUUAAUCAUAGCACCUUAUUUCUAGCUGCUGACCUGCCAAAACAGUGUUGCCUUUCUGAAAGGCAGAGAGAAAGAAAGUUGUGUUUGUGUUGUAUUUGUGUGUGUGUGUUGGGGAGAGUGGGGGCUGUAUGUAUGUAUGUGUGUAUCUAUAUUUUGCUGCACAAUAUUGAUAAAUUAUAACAUUUUGUAUACAAAUAAAAACAUGUAAGAUGUAGUAUGACUUGGUGUGUUUAGAUGCUUUUAGAAAUAAGACAGCUGGCGAAUUUGCCAGUUGAGCAAAGUCCUUUUGUUUACUUUUGAAAGCUCCCUGUGUAAUUCUGCCUAAAGACAUCAUCAUUCACUAUGGAGAUGAAAUACUGCACCAAGAAAGGCACCUUCCUGCUUGCUUGUUUGUUUGGUCUCUUCUUUACUCUGGCAAAGAGAGAGUAAGGAAGAGCACAAACUCCUUUGUAUUCUUCAGCAACCAAAGAAACAAAAAACCCAGUCAAACAGGCUGCUAAUUAGAGUUAUUCUCUGGGUUUUCAGUAGCUUUCAUCGUUAAGUUGCAAGGUAGCCCUUUAUGAUAGUGCUCCAUUUAAAAGUGAUCAAACUGUGGGGAAAAACUGGACUCCAAGCUGGACUCUUUUGUUCAUCUUUUAGUCUAAUUCUGAAGGGGAAAAAAAAAGAAAAAAAGUCACAUCUUCUUUCCUAAAAGCCUGUACAAUGCCACAAUAAAUUGACUUCCCUUAUCAUCUGCAGUUCUGAGGGAAACCUGAAUUGUUUUUCCCCCUCCCUUUUUUGGACUGCAUGCUGUUGAAAAAGCUUUUUAGUGCAUAUUUGCUGUCUGCCUGUCUUGGAGCAGUAUACAGUUUUCUGAUCAUCCCAUGACUUGGUGGCUUCAAAGAACCCAUCAGAGGUCAAUGUUGUUUAGAGUCUAGAAACCUUCACUCAGGUUUAAAUUCACGGGCAACUGAUUUAUUUAAAGCAAUAACAAUGUGCAGCAGAUCUCAGAAACAGUGUUGCUGGUUAUUUAUUUAUCGUUAUGCUACAUUUACAUCCUGAUUAUGCUAUAGUUUACCACUAUCAUUUCAAUUUGUACUUAAGGGCUGAAACAUUAUUUUUGUGUGCGUGGUACCAUAUAAAAAGUUUGGACUAAUGUGUUUCCCAGCUUAUGACUGAGCAAUGCAUCAAGCAUUUACCUGCUGGAGCAGCUGGGGCCACAAGGACCCAAGAAACCCCAGCGAGGCUGUGAAUUUGUGGUUUUGUACUUAAGUGAGUGCAAGUAUUGUGAAAUCCAGUAUUAUUUCACUGAUAAUGCAAAGAUAAUUCACUAAAAACAAAACAAACCAAAACCAAACCAAAACAAAACACCACCAAACCCAUAUUCCGGAUUCCACUAGCCCCAUUAUUUCUAUUAAUUCUAAUAAUCAUAAAUAUGACAUUUCAAUUGAUUAAUACAUUCAGGGAUGCAGUUCAUCGGAGUACUGUUGUUACAGAUAUUACAGAUAUGAUUUAAAC